Molecule: messenger RNA, 1498 nt
Organism: Scatophagus argus
Lineage: Eukaryota; Metazoa; Chordata; Actinopteri; Scatophagidae
Gene: gtf3c6
Product: general transcription factor IIIC, polypeptide 6, alpha
Exons: 6
Coding region: 148-597 (149 amino acids)
Biological process (GO): transcription by RNA polymerase III
Cellular component (GO): transcription factor TFIIIC complex
Source: RefSeq, a predicted model, not a curated record
CAAAGGGCUUCUCGGGCACCGUACAUUAGCGGAAGUUGUCAAAACAUUUCUUGGUGAAAAUGAUGAGAGAAUGUCUGUAGAUAAAACUGCAGGAAAGGAGUGUUCACGGUAAUUGCUAUCGUAACUUUUUAUUCCAGGACUUUCAGCAUGGAAGAUGAAUGGGAAGAGGAGGAGCAGCUUGUUGUGGUGGAGCUCUCUGGUAUAAUCAACAAUGACUUUCUGUCCAAGAGUCGAGGCGCAUGUAAGAUACUGGAUAUUGACAGCGAGAAGCCCCUGAUGCAGGUUGGACAGUAUGUGUUUGCAGGAGAGUAUGAAGACACUUUGGGAACGUGUGUGUUGUUCGAAGAGGGACCACAGAAAGGAGAAGAAGACAGUAGUCCACAGUUGAAGUAUACGUGCCACACCGCGAAGAAACUGAUGAUGCAACGAAUCUUCCUCACUGAGAAAAAGGAGACUGAAACUGUCACAGAAAGUGGUGAUAGUGGUGAACAGAACAACACAAGCUGUCAGUCCUAUCAAGAAGAGAAUGCCGGCCAGCAGGGAGUGCCAGAAGAAGUCAUGGACAGCACAAAUUUGGAAGACUCAGCAGUGAGCUGAGAUAUGGAGAAUAUGGAGGAUUAUGAACUCUCUGUACAAGUGUACAGACAUUAGCACUAGUGAUGCUGUGAGGAACUUAAUGUCUGAAACAGAAAGUUGGAUUUGUAAAGGUUUCGCAGUAAUAAGGAGUGUCAGGAUCUCUGCAAGUCUUGGACAAUAUGUUACAGUUUUUUUUUUCUAGAAACACCAAAAGCCUCGUCUUCACUGAGCUUUAACAUCUGUGAAUGUAAUACUUGAUACACAACACACAACAUAAAUAUGUUUUGAAUGACGCCUAAAAGCAAAAUAAGCUUUUACAAAUCACCUUGUAAAUCCGUUUCUUUCAUAUCCACAUCAGAGGAGUCUUAGGAGUGAGUGGCAACAAAUGCAGGUGCCCUCAGCUUAGUGGCAGGAAGUCCUGUCAUUGUGUUUCUCUGAUAUCAUCAAUUUUGGUUUCCACUGAUUAUGAACAUUUGACCAGCAGAGGGAGAGAAUUUGCUUCAGCUGCGAAGUUAUAGUACACGUGUGCUGUAUGAUGAAUGAGAAAUUUAUACAUUUAACGAAAUAAGAGAAGUACCUGCUUAAAAAUAUGCAGUGCCCAUGUUUCUUACUGGUGAUAAAUUGCUUUUGGCAGCUCUUUAUUGAAUAUUAAUGCACAGUGUUAAAACCAAAAGAAAUUAAGUUUUUAUUUGUUUGUUAAAUUAAUGUGAUUCAUUGAAAAUGUUGAUAUUAAAACCUUAAACCCUAAAUCCUUACUUUUGUUAGUAUUUUGUGUGUGCCUUUUGUUUAGUUUUGGAGAAGUUUCUGUCACAGGAGAUGUGUGGAUUUUACCUCUGGUAACAGCAAGUCUGUCAAUCAGGGGAACAUAUUUUUUAAAGAAUUGCAAAAUAAUUAAAUAAAUUACAUUUCUACUGCAGUUUAU